Messenger RNA from Cooperia oncophora, 1209 nucleotides. The record is from the annotation of a GenBank genome assembly. NCBI's taxonomy places the organism in Eukaryota, Metazoa, Nematoda, Chromadorea, Rhabditida, Trichostrongylidae.
GCAGACAACACACCAACUGACGAAAUUGGAUUCGAAUUUGGAUUUCGUGUGAACUACACUGAAAAAGUUUGUGGCUUCGUGAGGUUUGAUCAUUCAAUCACGAGCACCUAUUGGAAUAAACCUGAUGAAGGACCGCAUUCGCCAUGUGAAUCCGAAGGGAAGAUGUCAAUCGUUCAUCCAGAGCUCCAUUAUACCCCACCUCCAUGGGCUUCUGUGCCUGAGCCUGGUCAAGGUUACAACGGGACCAUUGUUGGUUGUUUCGAUUUGGAUGUCAGAAAACACAGCACCUUUGUUGUGAUCGGACGUCUGCUAAACUGUGAUAUAGUACUCGAUCACCCUUCGAUUUCACGCUAUCAUUGUAUUCUACAAUAUGGUGACGAUCCGAUGGACCGCAAGGGUAAAGGAUGGCACAUCUACGAUAUGGGUAGUACUCAUGGUAGCAAGGCGAAUAAAAAGAAAGUACCGGCCAAGCAGUACAUGCGUAUUAUGGUUGGGUUCGUACUGCAGUUUGGAGGUUCAUUACGGUUUUCUGUUUCUCUUACUGCCUGUGCUGUGGUGCCUUCUUUCUCAUGCUUCCAAAUAACAUUGCAAUGGUCUCAAGGCGAGUACGCGACUAUCUUUCAGUAUGCUUGGGCAUCGGAUGACUUGUGGAAGCUAAAUGGUGAAAUCCUGGAAUCUAAGUUGGCACAAGUAGCCCGAAAGGAGUUUGAGGCAGAAAAGGCGAAAGACGCUGAAUCAGAAGGAAUAGACUGGGGCAUGGGAUUUGACGAAGAUGAUACACCGGCCGUAGAGCUGGACAUGGAUGGUCACUUGAUGGAGGAUCGCGAGCAGUAUUACCAGCGGAUCCUAAAAAAGCACUCUCAAAGUUUCGAUAUGAAUUUCCAGUUCUCAGAGCAAGGUUCAGGACAUACGCACAAAUGGUUAUGUACCAUUGAGCUUCCCAUCGAAAUCAAUGGUGUCGAUCGUACCUAUACGGCACAAGCGAUAGUUUCAACCUCGAAAAAGGACGCCCAAGUACAAUGCGCCUUGGAGGCGUGUCGAAUCCUCGAUAGUCACGGAGUUCUUAGAUCAUCAAGUUCUAAGGCCAGGACAAAGAGAAACGAGUUGGAAGAGAAUGAUUUCUAUGACGAAGAUGAUGACGAGUAUCUUGAUCGGACAGGUCAAAUUGAAAAGCAGAGAGAAAAGCGCAUGAUGUGGGCCAAGGUAUGA